UGAAACUGAAAAGCAGCUUCGUAAGGAACUGCUGCUGGAUCCGGUAGCCCCGGUAGGUCCGGCGGCGUUAACAGGACAAAGCUUUCCCUCAUUUUCCACAAAACGAACCACUCCCUCUGUUUUCCCUCCUCUCUUUCUCUGCUCCUUCGCCUUUCAACUUUCUACCCUUCCAGUCCACUCCUCUCUCUUUCUCUCUCUUCUUCAAACCUACAUUCCCCUGUAAUUCUUUCCUAAAAAAUCCAUUAGAAUGACUUGAUAGAGAUCGUUUUAACAUUUCAACAUGGCUCCCGGAAUCGAAGAAGGAGAUGGAAGGGAUCUGGAGAAGGGAAUGGCAAAAAUUCUUCAAUAUAUCCCUAAAUAUGUGCCAGAUUCAACGUCAUUUUCUUCUCCGGUUCCGUCACCGGUGUCAACGCCAAGGUCGACUCUGGUGAUAUCCAAUUCCGGGAAGGCUUUGCUUGUAUCCAAUUCUAGCAAGUCUCUGGUUCUUUCUAAUUCCGGUAAGCGUUUCGAUAAAAAGAAGUUUGUGAAGCAGGUAACUGGCCGUCACAAUGACACCGAGCUCCACCUUGCCGCACAACGUGGGGAUUUGGCCGCCGUGAAGCAAAUGAUCGGUGAAAUUGACUCCCAGAUGAUCGGGACGCUGAGCGGAGCUGAUUUUGAUGCCGAGGUGGCGGAGAUAAGGUCUGCGGUAGUUAAUGAGGUGAACGAGUUGGGAGAAACAGCGCUGUUCACUGCGGCCGAGAAGGGGCAUUUAGAGGUUGUGAAGGAGCUGUUGCCAUAUACGACUAAGGAGGCUCUUUCAUUAAAGAAUCGCUCCGGGUUUGAUCCUUUUCACGUUGCUGCAAGCCAAGGUCAUCAAGCCAUCGUCCAAGUACUAUUAAAGCAUGACCCCUUGCUAAGCAAAACAGUUGGUCAAUCAAAUGCAACUCCUCUUAUAUCUGCUGCUACUAGAGGGCAUACGGCAGUAGUUCACGAAUUGCUGUCAAAAGAUUCAGGUUUGCUAGAGAUAGCUAGAUCCAAUGGAAAAAAUGCAUUACAUCUGGCAGCUCGCCAAGGGCAUGCUGAAAUUGUAAAAGCAUUGCUCGAGAAGGACCCCCAAUUGGCUCGUAGGACUGACAAAAAAGGGCAGACUGCAUUGCAUAUGGCUGUCAAAGGGGUGAGCUGUGCAGUGGUAAAGCUGCUUCUUCAGGCAGAUGCAGCCAUUGUCAUGCUACCAGACAGGUUUGGCAAUACAGCAUUACACGUAGCCACAAGAAAAAAGCGAGUAGAGAUAGUGAAUGAAUUGUUGCUUCUUCGUGACACAAAUGUCAAUGCACUAUCAAGGGACCACAAAACAGCUCUUGAUAUAGCUGAGGGUCUCCCUCUCUCUGAAGAAAUCAGCGAAAUAAAGGAUUGUUUGAGUCGUUAUGGUGCAGUCAAAGCAAAUGAACUUAACCAGCCAAAAGAUGAGCUACGGAAAACUGUAACACAGAUAAAGAAAGACGUCCACUCACAGCUUGAACAAACUCGAAAGACCAACAGAAAUGUUAGCGGGAUUGCUAAGGAGCUUCGCAGGCUCCAUAGAGAAGGAAUCAACAAUGCUACCAACUCAGUCACAGUGGUUGCUGUGCUCUUUGCAACAGUUGCAUUUGCUGCUAUUUUCACAGUUCCUGGUGGUGACCACGAUGAUGGAACAGCCGUGAUGGUGAGAAGUGUAUCAUUUAAGAUUUUCUUCAUCUUUAAUGCUAUUGCUCUCUUCACAUCCCUGGCAGUUGUGGUGGUACAAAUCACAAUUGUAAGAGGGGAGACAAAAGCAGAAAGGAGGGUAGUGGAAGUGAUCAAUAAGUUAAUGUGGUUGGCCUCUGUUUGCACCACUGUGGCAUAUAUUUCAUCAUCUUACAUAGUGGUCGGUCGGCAUCACAAAUGGGCUGCAAUUCUUGUUACUGUUACUGGAGGAGUCAUAAUGGCCGGAGUUCUUAGUGCUAUGACUUAUUAUGUAAUGAAGUCGAGAAGGAAACGUAAAGUGAGAAAGAAAGAGAAGCAUUCUAAGAACAUCUCUUGGUAUCUAUCCGAGUCCGAAUCAGAAGUGAACACAAUGUAUGCUAUCUGAUAUUUAAUCUCAUUUCCACGUACAACUGUCGUAUAUGUAACGGUUAAAUAUUGAUAAUUAAUUAUGAUGAAAUCUAUAUAGAAUUCAUUAUGAUCUGUGAUUAUAAUAUAAAGUGUUGUAUAUUCAACGGUUGUAUGGUAAACUUUCUCCUCCUUUGGAGUUUAUGUGAGAAAUUGAAUUAUACAGGAAGUGGAGCAGUUUAUAUUGUAAGAUGAUUUGUAUUGGAGUGCCACAUUGUCAAAUUGAAAGCAAAAAUUGAACAUAAAUUCUCUUACUCAUCUUGGUGCACAUCAGAUGAGAAAUAUUUUAUGAUCGAUCCCACUGUACAGAAUCGCUUUUGUAUGUUAUUUUUGUCUGGAUCAAACACGGUAGGAUGUGUGUCAAGGUUAUAGAGUUUUCAGGGACCAAAAUUAUAAUUUUUCAACGUUGGAAUUCCCAGGAAGCAACAGUGGGAUAAAUUAGUAGAAAUUAGUAGGAAAAUAAGGGCCGAGACAAUUUGUUAUAAUUCCUUUCCAUGUAUUUAUUUUGAAGGGUGUCAUAUGAGACGUGUUGAUGUCUCAUCCUGCCACAAGCCUAGUUGUUCCUAAGGCUCUUUAGGGGGGAGUGACUAGUUGGCUACCAGCUGGGGCUGGGCCCAAUUGG
This is a messenger RNA of Manihot esculenta (cassava), 2731 nucleotides long. Its product is annotated as ankyrin repeat-containing protein ITN1. The coding region runs from base 281 to 2089 and encodes 602 amino acids. The record is from RefSeq and is a predicted model, not a curated record. Gene Ontology annotation, molecular function: protein phosphatase regulator activity; protein phosphatase 1 binding. Lineage: Eukaryota; Viridiplantae; Streptophyta; Magnoliopsida; Malpighiales; Euphorbiaceae. The transcript has 5 exons. Gene Ontology annotation, cellular component: plasma membrane.